Triplophysa dalaica is the source of this 2703-nucleotide messenger RNA. RefSeq lists its product as uncharacterized. The coding region runs from base 509 to 2320 and encodes 603 amino acids. The transcript is spliced from 3 exons. The record is from RefSeq and is a predicted model, not a curated record. Gene Ontology annotation, biological process: regulation of transcription by RNA polymerase II. NCBI's taxonomy places the organism in Eukaryota, Metazoa, Chordata, Actinopteri, Cypriniformes, Nemacheilidae.
GCUAGCUCGUCGGUUAGCGCCGCGGCUAAGAGCUGAACUGUGAUGAGAGGAUGAGACAGCAAACCUGCGAUUGAAGCCAUUCCGUCCCCGUCAUCAUCGUCAGCGGAUCUUCAUCACGACACGAGAGUAUUGAACAGCUCUGUGAGUCAUCAUUCAGCGCGAUAUAAACGCUUCAGAUGUCAUGAAGGUGAUGUCGACUGUUUAUGUUCUUUAUUCACCGGCACUGAGCGUUAGCCCGCGCGCGUGACACCAAUAAACGCGCUCGUACGUGUUUUUACAUCAGGAUACGUGAUGCUGACGGAUAGAGUUUGUGUUGUGAAGACUAACCAGUUAACCAGUUGACGUGCUAACCGGGAGCUAGCUGCCGUUAGCCUGCCACACAGCUGAUAUUAUUGAUCGGAAACUCUUGCUGUCUCUUUAAUGGAGGGUUAGCGCCGCAUAUGACGUCAUAGCACGGAGUCCGCCAGCUCUCACCUGUAUUUACCUGCAGAGGGGCGAGCUUCACCGCAUGCAUCACCCGGAGCCCAGCGGCGAGACCCCCGGGAGCAGGAGGAUGUCCCACCCGUCUGUGUUCAUUGGCCGCAGGGGCAGCAACACCGGCGCAGCACCUGCAGACGAGCACCAGACGCCCGCCGGCUCUUCGUCGCCCGGACCACAUCAUCCGCCCCACAGCCUCAGCAUCCCGAGCGCCGGGGCGCAGGUCAAGAAGAAGAGUGGCUUCCAGAUCACCAGCGUCCUGCCCGCGCAGGUGUCCGCCAGCGGCAACAACAGCAUCGCAGACGACACCGAGAGUUACGACGACUUGGACGAGUCGCACACCGAGGACCUCUCGUCCUCCGACAUCCUCGACGUGUCGGUCUCUCGAGCCACGGACACGGGUGUCCCUGAGAGGAGCUCCUCCGAGGAGACGCUCAACAGUCUGCAUGGAGGCGAGACGCCCGGAGUGGUGUCACCCAACGAGACGGUGAUGCAUCAGGGCUACUUGGUGAACGGCAUCCAUCAUCAAACUCACCAUCAUCAAGGCCAUCACAAAACUGCGCCAAGACCGCCCGCUGUGGGCCCUGCAGCCUCCUCCGGCCCCGUAACUCAGGCGAAGGUCGCGGGUGGCCGUGCGGUACAGGCUGCUGUCCCCGAGGGCAGUGGGGCGCCCGUCACUGCUGGUGUCGUGAGCGCCUUGCCGGACACCGGAGGAGCUUCAGUGACGGUCACGCAGCCGCCGCCUCCGUCCACCGCUGCGAUCCAAACACAGACCUUCACGGCGUCCCGCUUCAGGGUGGUGAAACUGGACUCCAACUCAGAGCCCUUUCGAAAGGGACGCUGGACGUGUGCAGAGUUUUAUGAGAAAGACGCCCCGCCAGGAGAUCCUGCCGCCGCUCACAGAACUGUGGAGAACAUCAUUCACUCAGAACACGAGAGCACGAGCGGCAGUUCAUCGGGAAGCACCCUCAGCGGUGGAGACGCCCAGCAGACCCACGCCGGCCCACCACCUCAACUCCACGCUCACCCGCAUGAGUCUGUUCUUCUUACAGAUACUGCCCCUCCUCCAAGACCCCAGCAGCCGUUGGUGUAUGGCACGGAGGGUCAGAUACCCCCGCUGCAGAGCAGCUACCCCACCAAACCCCCCGUCUCUGUCGCUCUGCCGCCGAUGGAAUACACCCAGAUCUCAACAAACGCCGCUCAGUCGCUUCAGAUUCCUCCCGUUCAAAGCGCGGUGUCGCCCAGAGCCGCCCCGCUGCCCAUAGGCAUGCCACCAAUGGGGGUCCAGCUGUUCUCAUCCACCGCCUCCGGACCGCAGUUGCCGCUGCAUGGAGCGGUCGUACAGGGUCAGCAGGGAGGACGGGGUCCGCCGUCGGGCGUGAUGAGCGGCGUGACGGCCUCUCAGCUGGAGGACGCUCAGCGUCUGCUUUUGCAGCAUCACCCGCUGCUGGCACUGCCGCGUCUGGCCGUGUCUGGAGGUCUCACGGGAUCCUCUGUGGGCGACUGCGGUGCUGAUGCUGUGUUUGCCGUCUCCACAGGUGCCGAUGAAGACAGCUCGUCAGGCGCCAGUGUUGUGGCCAUCGACAACAAGAUCGAGCAAGCCAUGGAUCUUGUGAAGAGUCACCUCAUGUAUGCGGUGAGGGAGGAGGUGGAGGUUUUGAAGGAGCAGAUUAAGGAGCUGAUCGACAGGAACUCGCAGCUGGAGCAGGAAAACUCGCUCCUGAAGAACCUGGCCAGUCCCGAGCAGCUCGCACAGUUCCAGGCGCAGGUUCAGGCCGGAUCUCCCACCGCCGGGCCCCCCGCGGCCCUCCCGCAGAACCAGGGUCCCGGGCCCACCGCGUAACGACCCCGUGUCAGAAUGUUACUGUGACUUCAGCCGUGGAGUGUUCUCACGCUCAGAGCCUGACCUGGCUCAGACAAUCAAAACUGACACAAGCACUGCUACCGGACUCAUCAGGGUGAGAGUCAUGUGACCUCUGGACCUGACCAAUCACACGCCGCAUGCAGAGCUCAACCUUUUCUUCUGUGACGUCAGUGUUAUAAGGUGCCGGAGAUGAAAAAUAGUGUUGUUCUUGCCACAUUCUUUUUUUACAACAUUUUCAGAAUGCUUUUUUAUUUGUUUUAAUUGUUUGUUUGUCUCUCUGAAAGCGAGCACUUUGUAAUGUGUAAGAAAAGAAAACGAGGUGCGACACACAAGCACUAUGAGAGAAUUAUUAGCCCAUUCUU